Messenger RNA from Apodemus sylvaticus (European woodmouse), 3156 nucleotides. RefSeq names its product zinc finger and BTB domain containing 16 (gene Zbtb16). Lineage: Eukaryota; Metazoa; Chordata; Mammalia; Rodentia; Muridae. Gene Ontology annotation, molecular function: protein binding. The coding region runs from base 380 to 2401 and encodes 673 amino acids. The transcript is spliced from 7 exons. The record is from RefSeq and is a predicted model, not a curated record. Gene Ontology annotation, biological process: negative regulation of transcription by RNA polymerase II; regulation of cytokine production; regulation of immune system process.
UCGGCCGCCAGCACUAAAGAUGGAGAGGCGCCGGGGCCUCGCAGGGGAGGGGGCUCGGCGUUGACGUGGGACGCGGCGGAGGCGCCGCAGCCGGUGGUGAUUUGCUAACCUAGCGGCAGAGAGGAGUUAAGGGUGAUGAGAGCGGGUACUGCGAACUGCCGGGCGAUGCCGCCGCUGCCGCCGUGAGAUCCGGAGCAACAGUUCCCCAGCAACACCCCUUCCCCGAUCCAGGCACACCCCUAACCCCCCAGGCACGCACACCCACCCCAAGCUCCAGGCUCCUGCAAGCGUCCCCUCUGCUGGCCCCGAAGUCUACCCUGCCCCACUUUGCAGAGCAGAGAAGGAAAGAGAGCCCCAUGCCUGAGCCCAGGGACGCAUCAUGGAUCUGACAAAGAUGGGUAUGAUCCAGCUGCAGAACCCUAGCCACCCCACGGGGCUGCUGUGCAAGGCCAAUCAGAUGCGGCUGGCCGGGACUCUGUGCGAUGUGGUCAUCAUGGUGGACAGCCAGGAGUUCCAUGCCCACCGGACGGUGCUAGCGUGCACCAGCAAGAUGUUCGAGAUCCUCUUCCACCGGAACAGCCAGCACUAUACUCUGGACUUCCUCUCGCCAAAAACCUUCCAGCAGAUCCUGGAGUACGCCUACACGGCCACACUGCAAGCCAAGGCAGAGGACCUGGAUGACCUGCUGUAUGCCGCUGAGAUCCUGGAGAUCGAGUACCUGGAGGAGCAGUGCCUGAAGAUCCUGGAGACCAUCCAGGCAUCUGAUGACAAUGACACAGAGGCCACCAUGGCUGAUGGUGGGGGCGAAGAAGAAGAGGACCGUAAGGCUCGAUACCUCAAGAACAUCUUCAUCUCGAAGCAUUCCAGCGAGGAGAGUGGCUAUGCCAGUGUGGCUGGGCAGAGCCUACCCGGGCCCAUGGUAGACCAGAGCCCCUCGGUCUCCACCUCUUUUGGCUUCUCAGCCAUGAGUCCUACCAAGGCAGCAGUGGAUAGCUUGAUGACCAUAGGACAGUCACUCCUGCAAGGAACUCUUCAGCCGCCCGCAGGGCCUGAGGAGCCCACGCUGGCAGGGGCUGGGCGGCACCCUGGGGUGGCUGAGGUGAAGAUGGAGAUGAUGCAGAUAGAUGAAGCCCCUGGCCAGGACAGCCCCGUGGCAGCGGAGUCUAGCAUCUCAGGAGGGUUAGGGGAUAAGCUUGAAGAGAGGAGCAAAGAGGGGCCUGGGACCCCCACUCGAGGCAGUGUCAUCACCAGUGCCAGGGAGCUGCAUUAUGGGAGAGAGGAGAGCGGUGAGCAGCUCUCCCCUCCUGUUGAAGCUGGCCAGGGUCCGCCUGGGCGGCAGGAGUCCCUGGCACCCCCAGUGGAGAAGCAUUUGGGCAUCUACUCGGUGUUGCCCAACCACAAGGCCGACGCCGUGUUGAGCAUGCCGUCUUCAGUGACAUCUGGUCUCCACAUGCAGCCCGCCCUGGCAGUCUCCAUGGACUUCAGCACCUAUGGGGGUCUGCUGCCUCAGGGGUUCAUCCAGAGGGAGCUUUUCAGCAAGCUGGGUGAGCUGGCCGUGGGCAUGAAGGCUGAGAGCCGUCCUCUGGGGGAGCAGUGCAGCGUGUGUGGAGUCGAACUUCCAGACAACGAGGCCGUGGAACAGCACAGGAAGCUGCACAGUGGGAUGAAGACAUACGGGUGUGAACUCUGCGGAAAACGGUUCCUGGACAGUUUGCGACUGAGAAUGCAUUUACUGGCUCAUUCAGCGGGUGCCAAAGCCUUUGUGUGUGAUCAGUGUGGUGCCCAGUUCUCAAAGGAGGAUGCGCUGGAGACACACAGACAGACCCAUACUGGCACGGACAUGGCUGUCUUCUGUCUGCUGUGUGGGAAGCGCUUUCAGGCACAGAGUGCACUCCAGCAGCACAUGGAGGUCCACGCAGGCGUGCGCAGCUAUAUCUGCAGCGAGUGCAACCGCACCUUCCCUAGCCACACGGCUCUCAAACGCCACCUUCGCUCACACACAGGCGACCACCCAUACGAGUGUGAGUUCUGUGGCAGCUGCUUCCGGGAUGAGAGCACACUGAAGAGCCACAAGCGCAUCCACACGGGGGAGAAGCCCUACGAGUGCAAUGGCUGCGGCAAGAAGUUCAGCCUCAAGCACCAGUUGGAGACGCACUACAGGGUUCACACAGGUGAGAAGCCCUUCGAGUGCAAACUUUGCCACCAGCGCUCCCGAGACUACUCAGCCAUGAUCAAGCACCUGAGAACGCACAACGGUGCCUCGCCAUACCAGUGUACCAUCUGCACCGAAUACUGCCCCAGCCUCUCCUCCAUGCAGAAACACAUGAAGGGCCACAAGCCAGAGGAGAUCCCACCUGACUGGAGGAUAGAGAAGACGUACCUCUACCUGUGUUAUGUGUGAAUGGGGGGAGGGUGCAUGCCUCCCCCCAACACACGGUAGAGCAGCGGCAGGAGCCAGCAAAGGCGAGCUAGAACCAGACAAAGUGGAAAGACUGCAGAGAAAAGAAUAACGGAAAAGAAAAUGGGGGGAAUAGAAAAGAGAGAGAGAAGAAGGAAACCUGGUGUAGUUACUUGGAUUAUUUCCUGGGGCUCCAGGUGAUCUGGCUGUCAAACCACUGCUCCUUCCCUGGGGUCUCUGCCCUCCUUGGUUCUUUUGGGUGGGUGGGGUGGGUUUGCUCAUUCACACAGGGGCAUAUUUUCCUCCUCUCUACAACCUAGAACUUCCCUUUUGUGUCCAGAAAUGGAGACCAGGAAGCAGAUGUGAGGAUCUCUGGUCAGAGCCAUGGCCUCUGCUCUUACAUCUCCUUUCCCUUCUUCUGAAGAGGACAGGAGGGAAGCAGAGAGGGGAGGCAGAGAUGCUAGGGGGGGCAUCCCUGGUUGAUGCUCGGAGUGGCAGCUCUGGCAUAAUGGGGGUGGAGUGGGAAGGGAAAGGCUUUCUGCUCUGUCCAGCUACAGCGGCGCCCCUCGCGGUCUCUGAGUCCUGUGACUCUCUCCUCUCCUCGCUCUUCAGCUUCUUGCCCCUGCUUUUGAUGGCUGUUCUCUGGUCACAAGGGGCUUACACCAUCUGUGGAUCUGAACUGUAUCUUCCUUAGGCUCCUCCUAGGGAAAGCUGCGUCAGAUUCCAAAACCAACCUUCCUCCUUCCUUCCUUCCUUCC